ACAAAAAUCCCUUUAAUAUUGUUGGAUGGAAGGGAGUAAAAUCAGAUUAAAGCUCCUGAUUCACAAAACUCUUCAAUUAAAAGUAAACUGGUUUGAAUAUUUUAGCUCAUCGUUAGACGGCCAAUCCUGGCUCACGGUGGUCGUAAACACACCCUGAUGGAACGCUAAACACCAUUAGAUACAUAAAUAUAAAUAUUUCUUUGUUAAAAUAAAUAAAUAUUUUACUGUUUUUACUCUGCUGAAGUUGUUUACUACUGGUCUUACAUCCUGCAGUGCUGCUUGUAACAACCCUAGAAUGCGUCUUUCGUCAUGACUACUGGGUCCUUCUUGUGGGGGAUUUUUUUUCUUGGAUGACAAAUCCACACCACACUUCCUCUUUUGUCCAUAAAAGGAGUCUUUGUGUGAGUCAGCUGUUCAGAAGAACACAUCGUUGCUCAAUACGGCCAUUUGUUGGUCUAUAUAACACCUGCCUCCAGGUGGAAGACACAAGUUCCACUUCUCAAGGAAACAUGAAGACCUUCUCUCUGAGCGUGCUCCUGGGCCUGGCAGCUGCGGUUUGCUGCAUGCCACUCUCACAGGACAACAUGGAAGAAGAGCAGUUUGCAGAGAGCUAUCUGAAGAAGUUUUACAACCUGACAGAAGAAACCGGCCCAUUGCUCAGAGGGGGAGUCAGCCCCAAGACCAAGAAGCUGAUGGAGAUGCAGAAGUUCUUUCAACUCCAGAUAACUGGCACCCUGGAUGCUGACACCCUGGACCUGAUGAAGAGGCCUCGCUGUGGAGUUCCAGAUGUGGACAUCGCUCAGUUUUCCACUUUUGGAAACAACCUCAAAUGGCAGACCAACACUCUAACCUACAGGAUAGAGAACUACACACCGGACAUGUCUCAGGCAGAAGUGGACUAUUCCAUCGAGAAAGCUCUGCAGGUCUGGGCCAAAGUCACUCCUCUGAAAUUCACAAGGAUCUACAGUGGAAUUGCUGACAUCAUGAUCUCCUUUGGUAGUAGAGAUCAUGGAGAUUUUUACCCCUUUGAUGGUCCUGAUGGGACUCUCGCUCAUGCCUUUGCUCCUUCCUCUGGCAUUGGAGGAGAUGCUCAUUUUGAUGAAGAUGAGAAGUUCACGUUCCGCUCAAACACAGGCUACGUCCUCUUCAUGGUUGCUGCUCAUGAGUUUGGCCACUCUCUGGGUUUGUCCCACUCUGAUGAUCCUGGUGCACUCAUGUACCCCCACUACUCCUACGGAAACCCUGACACCUUCAUUCUGCCCAGGGAUGAUGUCAAAGGCAUUCAGUCCCUCUAUGGUGGAAACGAGGAGCCUAUCGCACCCGGGCCUACCGCCCCCACCACCCCUGAUGCUUGUGAUUCCACCAUGGUCUUGGAUGCUGUCGCCACGCUGAGAGGAGAGAUGCUCUUCUUCAAAGACCGUUUCCUCUGGCGUCACUCCCAGCAGAGUUCCACUCCUCAGCAGACUCUCAUCGCCAACAUCUGGUCCAGUGCUCCUGACAACAUCGAUGCUGCGUUUGAGAGUCUAGAAUCAGACCAAGUCUUCCUCUUUAAAGGCAGUAGAGUUUGGGCUUUCAGUGGCUAUGAUCUACAGCCUAAUUAUCCCAAAACCAUUACCAGUUUUGGUUUACCCAGAACUGUGAAGAAAGUAGAUGCUGCCCUUUAUGAGCCACAAUCUAGGAAGAUAUUCUUCUUUGUUGGAAAGAACUACUACAGCUAUGAUGAUGUGAGGAAGACGAUGGACAAGGGGUUCCCCAAACGAGUGGAUGAGACCUUCUCUGGCAUGACCUCCCAGGUGACGGCAGCACUACAGCACAGAGGCUUUACUUACCUUUACAGCGGACCCUACAUGCACGAGUACAGCCUAAGGUCAGGGAGGUUGUACCGUGUCCUGAGGAACAACUACUUCCUGCCCUGCAGUAACCUCUGAUCUGUCUAAAGGAACAUUCAAACACAACCGUGAUGCAGAAAUGUUCUUGUCUUUAGAAACUAAAUGUUUAUGAGAAUAUUUUUAUUCAGCCUUCAUUUAUUCUAACUUUAAGUUAAUAUUGUCAACCCAAAAAGUUUUUAUUGUCUUUUAUUGAUCAUAUUUGUUUGAUGAAAGUAAAUGAAAUGUUCAUUGUUGUAACUAACUUUUUGCAAGAAGUUCAUGUAUUUAAUUUAAAAUAAAGUUACAUAAGUUAUUUGG
Molecule: messenger RNA, 2186 nt
Organism: Nothobranchius furzeri (turquoise killifish)
Lineage: Eukaryota; Metazoa; Chordata; Actinopteri; Cyprinodontiformes; Nothobranchiidae
Product: collagenase 3
Biological process (GO): proteolysis; collagen catabolic process; extracellular matrix organization
Cellular component (GO): extracellular matrix
Molecular function (GO): zinc ion binding; metalloendopeptidase activity
Source: RefSeq, a predicted model, not a curated record